This is a messenger RNA of Lactuca virosa, 1455 nucleotides long. The record is from the annotation of a GenBank genome assembly. NCBI's taxonomy places the organism in Eukaryota, Viridiplantae, Streptophyta, Magnoliopsida, Asterales, Asteraceae.
AUUUUCUUACAAGCGUUCGCUUCUAUCGGUCCGUAGUGACGAUCGCAAGGUCCGCAAUCGCAGCAGAAGUCUCGAGUUCUGAUUGCAUCGGAUUUGUCAUGUUAACUUUGAUGCCUCUCAGUUUCUUCCUGUAUGCCGAUAAUUAAAAUCAAGGUUUCUGUUCAUUUCUAGGGAAUCAAUUCGGUCAUAUUUGCUUGAAAGAAUUUCGUUAUACCUUAGCAGGCACCUGUCAUCGCUUGGUUUUCCUAACAUUUAAGUAUGGGGAGGGUGAAGCUGAAAAUCAAGAGAUUAGAGAACAUUGGUAAUCGACAAGUGACUUUUUCUAAACGAAGGAAUGGAAUCCUAAAAAAGGCCAAGGAGUUAUCUGUAUUAUGUGAUAUUGACAUCAUCCUUCUUAUGUUCUCUCCAACGGGAAAACCUACAUUAUUCACUGGACAACGAAGCAACAUUGAUGAGGUUAUUGCAAAGUUUGCUCGACUAACACCACAAGAAAGAGCUAAACGGAAAUUGGAGAGCCUCGAAGCUUUGAAGAAGACGUUCAAGAAGCUGGACCAUGACGUAAAUAUACAAGAUUUUGCAGGGGCAAGCAGUCAAUCAGCUGAGGAUUUAAGCAACCAUGCAAUGAUGUUGCGAUCUCAACUUUCUGAAUUACAUAAGCGACUAAGUUAUUGGAGUAAUCCAGACAAGAUUGAGAACGUUGAACAUCUUAAGCAGAUGGAAGACUCCUUAAGGGAAUCACUUGAUCGCAUUCGGAUACACAAGGAAAAUUUUGGACAACAAAAGCUUAUUCCGCUAGAUUGCACAAACCAGUUCCAAAAUGGGUUGCAUUUACCUCUAAUGAUGACCAAUACCCAAGAAGAUCAAACUCUACAAUGGCUUCCGAAUAACGAAAAUCAAAAUUUGAUCUUGGCAGAUAAACAAAAUUACAUUCCUCAAAGAGAUGGGGAAUGUUCUGGUGUGUCUCUUUCAAACUAUUCCGGUUUGUUUACCAGCAAAGGGAUAGAAAUGGAAAAAGUUGACCGGUCAAGGCAAGCAGUUGGUGGUUUGGCAGAACUAUGUAGUACAUCAAAUUUCCCUUUUAGCCCCUUUGGAAAUCUCAAUUUUCCACAAACAAAAGAAAUGAAGCCAGAUACAUCAACCAGCUUACAAGGGUUUCUAGAUUAUUCUAUAAAUUGCAACUUUGAGAUGCCUAGAAAUGUCUACAAUGACAACUUGUGUAACCCAUGGAACCCUGAACCCGUUCCAUGUCCUCUUCCUAUGAUCUAUGGGAACUCAUACUCUCAGCAACCGGAUCAUCUAAUGUCAAACAACGAAAGCUGAAGGAGAAUUCUCAUGUCACAUGUUUUUUUUUUUUAGAUAUAGGCCGAGACUUUUUUUCUUUUCUUUUUAGAAAGUAAUACUUUGGUUGUAUAAUAUGAACUAAAAAGUAUUAAUAAGUAAUGACAUGUUGUAUAU